This is a messenger RNA of Tripterygium wilfordii, 3284 nucleotides long. RefSeq names its product premnaspirodiene oxygenase-like. The record is from RefSeq and is a predicted model, not a curated record. The coding region runs from base 1772 to 3133 and encodes 453 amino acids. NCBI's taxonomy places the organism in Eukaryota, Viridiplantae, Streptophyta, Magnoliopsida, Celastrales, Celastraceae. Gene Ontology annotation, molecular function: monooxygenase activity; iron ion binding; oxidoreductase activity, acting on paired donors, with incorporation or reduction of molecular oxygen. The transcript has 4 exons.
AUUCCUUAAUCUUUUUCUCCUUUUUAUUGGUAAGGCACUUAGUGGUGUUGAUGAGAACUUUUUUUAUUUUUAAAGUAUAGAGUAGUGGUUUGAUUAGUGUAUGCACAUCUCACAUUAUUAUUUAAUUAUCUUCUUUUAUAUGUGAACACUAAUUAGUAAAGUAAGUACAAGAAAUUAACACAGAACACAAGUAGAAGAAGGUAGUAGUAAGAAAGUUAGGAGAAGAAAAUUAAGAUUUCAAGAUUUAGAUAUAUAUAGAUAUAUGUCAUCACACAAUACUACACAUUGAGAUGGUAAUAUUGGUGAUAUGGAAACAAGUAGUGAAGUAGAAUGGUGGAAGAGAGUGUUGGAUGUAGAAGAGGCAAAGAAGCAAGUCUUGUUUGCGCUGCUGAUGCUCCUCACAAACGCUUCCUACUUCCUUAUAACAUUGGUUUAAGUCAUGUUCGCCGGCCACCUCGGCGAACUUGAGCUUGCUGGCUCCAUUACCAGCUUUGCUUUCAUGAUAGGAUUGAGUGGAGCACUUGAAACACUGUGUGGUCAAGAUUUGGUGCAAAAUUGUACAGAAUGUUGGGAAUUCUUCUGCAAGCAUCUUGCACCACAUCCAUUUUCUUCUCUAUAAUUAUUUCCAUCAUCUGGUUCUAUACAGAACCAAUAUUGAUCUUUCCUCACCAAGACCACCACGUAUCGGAAAUGGCAGCUAUUUAUAUGAGGUACCUUGAUUUGCUGUUCGUUUGAAGUCCUUGGCAUUUGAGAUUCUGGUAUUAUUAGCAGGAUUGAUGCCAAAUGCAAACGAAACUACCUCAUUGAUUGCAAUGUGUGUGAGCACAGGAGGUGUUUCCUUUAUGCUUACAUGUGGUCUUAGCACUGCUGCAAGGUUGGUUGAUUCAUAUUGGCAUCUCUGACGCCAUUUUAGAUGUUCAGGUGACAAAAGUUGACGUGAUUUUUGGUUUUUUCGACCUAACAAAAGUUGAUAUGAUUAUUGGGCGUAGUUUUAUUUUCCGUCAACACCAAAAUCUGAUUCUAAAAUCCAUCACCCUUUCUUUCAUUUUGUUUUUGUGGUAGAACGUGUGCUUGAGAUUUUAAAUGUGCUAAAAUUCUGAUGGCAGCACAAGGGUGUCAAAUGAGUUGUGAGCAGGAAAUCCAAAAGUGCCGCCGCUGUGGCUCUGAUGCUCUCUCUUCUUCUUGGUCUAACAUUUAAUUUGGCAUUACUGUUUGGUCAAAAUUUAUGGGCAGGCGUUUUCAGUGAUAGCCAUGUGCUAUACUGAAGACCUACUUGGUUGGUGUGCGGCCGACCAUAUAUUGCAAAAGUGAAAAACGUGUCUAUUCAUUUUAACCAAUUUUCGGUAUUAUAAAAGAAUAAUGUUUGAGACCUUUAAAAAGUGACCCUCAAAAGACCCCCAUUUAAUGUGGAAUGUUGGAUGUGAAGUGGACCCUACAUGUGUGUUUUUAAUCAAUGACUAUUUUAAUGCCACAUAGAUUUGAGAGACUUUUAGGGGUGAUAUUUUGGGGGUCUCUAGCAUUGUCCAUUACAAAAUCAAUAUAAUUUAUGCAGUCUAUCUUCCAUUGAAAAACUUAAAACUCUAGCUCCGCAUAUAAUCUUGCUUCAACCACCUCCACCAUGGAUCGUCAAAUUCCUUUUCCAAUUAUGUUGGUCUUUCUUGUUUUCUUAUUGAUGCUGUUGAGACUAUGGAGCAAAUCAAAAGACAAUAAGUCAAUUUCAAUUGCUCCUCCUUCUCCAUGGAAGCUACCCCUGAUAGGAAACAUUCACUAAAUGAUCGGAUCUCUGCCACAUCGACGCCUACAUGAUUUAGCCAACAAAUAUGGACCUCUUAUGCGUCUUCAGCUUGGGGAAUUGUCCACCAUUGUUGUUUCUUCUCCUGAAGUCGCCAAGGAAGUGAUGAAAACCCAUGAUAUUGCUUUUGCAUCCAGACCUUAUCUUCUUGCCAUGGAGGUCUUGUUCUAUAACAUUAGUAAUAUGGGGUUUUCACCAUAUGGAGAUUACUGGAGACAGAUGCGUAAAAUAUUGACAAUGGAGCUCUUAAGCGGAAGAAGGGUUCAAGCUUUGCGAUCGAUCAGAGAGGAAGAGGUAUCACAGUUUGUUAAAUCCAUUUCUUCAAAUGCAAGAUCAAAGAUCAACCUCAACGAGAUGUUAAUUUCUUUAACAUAUACAAUCACGACGAAGACCGCAUUUGGUGGGAGUUGCGAGAAGCACGGAGCAUUUGUACCACUUAUAAGAGAAAUCGUAGAGGUUACCUCUGGUUUCUGCUUGGCUGAUAUGUUCCCUUCUGUCAAGUUGUUUCAUCUGAUCAGUGGGAUGAGAACUCGCCUUGAGAAGCUGCAUCAUGAAGUCGAUAAGAUACUUGAGAGCCUCAUCCAUGAACAUAGAGUUAACAAGUCGAGAAUCGACUCCGCUGAGGAGCUUGCUGAUGAUUUCUUGGACGUUUUGUUGAAGCUUCAGGCACAUGGAGAAUUUCAGUUCCCUUUGACAGCAAACAACAUCAAAGCACUUGAAGUUUUCAUGGCUGGAAGUGAAACAACAUCUACAGCUUCCGAGUGGGCAAUGUCGGAAUUGCUAAAGAAUCCAAUAGUGAUGGCAAAGGCUCAAGCAGAGGUGAGGCAGGUCUUUGGCAGAAAAGGAUAUGUAGAUGAAGCUGGACUGGAAGAACUAGAAUUCUUGAAAUUAGUUAUCAAAGAAAGUCUAAGGUUACACCCUCCUCUUCCAUUGUUACUCCCAAGAGAAUGCAGUGAGAGAUGUCACAUUAACGGAUAUGACAUACCUUUCAAAACCCAAAUCAUCAUUAAUGCAUGGAGUAUCGGAAGAGAUGCUAAUUAUUGGAUUGAUGUAGAGAAGUUCUAUCCUGAGAGAAUCGUCAAUAGUUCGAUAGACUACAAGGGGAACAACUUUGAAUUUAUCCCUUUUGGUUCUGGUAGGAGAAUGUGCCCUGGCAUGUCAUCUGGAAUAGUGACUGUUGAGCUUAUACUUGCAAAGUUACUCUAUCAUUUUGACUGGAAGCUCCCUAAUAGCAUCAAUCAAGAAGAACUAGAUAUGACUGAGAAUUUUGGUGGUGCAGUUGGAAGAAAGAAUAAUUUGUAUUUAAUCCCCAUUCCUUACAAUGCUAUCCUUGUUGAGUAAGCAUAGAAUUGUUUGCUUUAGCACCUUUAGUUUUCUUUUAUCUUGUGCUGUUGUUUUAGUUUCCAUGCUAGUAUAUCUGCAGUAAAAAUAAUUGGGCGUUACUCUCCCUUAGUUAUUUGCUAGUGAAUAUAUUGUUUGUUUUCUUGUUACA